Molecule: messenger RNA, 4351 nt
Organism: Spea bombifrons (plains spadefoot toad)
Lineage: Eukaryota; Metazoa; Chordata; Amphibia; Anura; Pelobatidae
Gene: NUP160
Product: nucleoporin 160
Exons: 36
Coding region: 31-4236 (1401 amino acids)
Cellular component (GO): nuclear pore
Molecular function (GO): structural constituent of nuclear pore
Source: RefSeq, a predicted model, not a curated record
CCCCGCCCCCUCACCCAGGCACUGAGAAACAUGGCGGCUUCGGUGGUUCUGGAGCGGAGCUUUACCGAGCUGACGGGAGUCGAGUGGGGAUUUCAGAGGAACUUCCGAGACGUGACUAUCCGCCCCGAUGUCAGUCCUGUUAUUGGAGGCCCGAAGUACAGUGAGAGUGCUGGAGGCUACUGUUAUAAAGAAAGUGGUAGCCUCCUGUCAGCAACAAGAAACCGGUUCCUCCACUGGACAUCCUACGAUGACACAUUGGAGCUGGUGGAAGAGUCUCUGGAUAUAAAUCUCUUGAACAAUGCCAUUCGACUCAAGAUACUGAACUGCUGUAUAUUACCUGGAGGCGUGCAUGUCUGUGAAACGCACAGCAAUAUGAUCAUCAUGAUCGUAACAAACCAGACGGUUCAUCGGCUUACCCUGUCACAUCCUUCCCGCAUGUACCGUGGUGAAAUAAUUACAGAAAGCCAGAUGCAGUCUAUAUUCACAGACAUUGGAAAGGGGAGUUUUGGGGAUCCGUCUAACAGUUAUGUGAUUCCUGCUAUUCCUGGCCGUGCCCAGAGCUCUUCUGCUUCUACAGCAUGGCUGAGCAGCGACGGGGAGGCCCUCUUUGCUUUUCCUUCAACUUCCGGGGGCAUCUUUGUCAUAAAAAUGCCUCCAUACGAUGUUGAAGGAUUGGUGACUACCCAGGAGCUGAAGCAAACUUCAGUAAUGCAGCGAUUCCUGACUGGUUGGAUGCCCACUUCUAUACGAGGAGACCAAGGUCCAGCCCACCUUCCAGUAAGUCUUGCGGUUCACUGCCUUGAACAUGAUGCUUUCCUCUUCGCUUUGUGUCAGGAUCAUAAGCUCCGCAUGUGGUCCUACAAGGACCAGAUGUGUCUUAUGGUAGCUGAUAUGCUUGAAUUUGUUCCGGUCACUAAAGAUCUCCGGCAAACAGCUGGAACUGGCCACAGACUAAGGCUAGCACACUCUACUUCGCUAGGAUUGUACCUUGGAGUCUAUUUGCACUCUCCCAAGCAAGGACAGUUUUGCAUCUUCCAGUUGGUAUCUGCUGAAAGCAACCGCUACAGCUUGGAUCACGUUUCAUCGAUAUUCGCAAACAAGGAAACUCUGGUUGAUUUUACUUUCACUCUGACAUCUACUGACAUUUGGGCCUUGUGGCUCGAUGAAGAAAACCAAACAACUGUCAAACAUAUUAAUUUUGAACAUAACCAAGCUGGCCAGUGGAACCAGGUGUUUGUAAAUCCCCUACCAGAGGAAGAGUUAAGUAUUGGAGAUGAACAGGACCCAAGGGAAACUUAUUUUGAGUGCUUGUUUGCCCCUGGACGGUUUACUGCUGGUGCUCUCCUUAAGGCGCUUCAGAUUAUGCAAAGAGGUAGCGGAAAGGUCUUGGAUCAGUCUUGGGAGGGGCUGAAGAAAGAGGUUACAUUGACUGUGGAAAAUGAGCUUCGUAGUAACUUGACAGAGUAUGAGAUGUCACAGGAGGAAUUUCGCCAGCUGCAAGCGGAAUAUUGGUCAAAGUUUUAUACCUGCUGCCUGCAAUACCAGGAAGCACUUUCUCGUCCCCUUGCUCUCCUUGUGCACCCUCACACUGCCAUGGUGUGUCUAAUGAGGAAGGGUUUUCUGUCUUUUCUGGCUCCGAGUCCUUUGGUGGAUCAUCUCUACCUCUUACCCCCUGAGCAGCUGCUUACUGUGGAUGAAAGUGUAAUCUCAGAUGAUAUGGAUGUUGCCAGUGAUACAAUCUCUUUGAUGCAAUGUCUACGUAUGAUUGGCGAUUACAUAUCCCCUGACAUGGCUUUUCUCAUGGAAAGCGCCUGCUGUCACCUACAACCUCCAGAGAGAGUCGCAGAACAGAUCUUGGAGGAUAUGAUCGCAAAUGACAUGGACAAUAUUAUGGAGGACAUUCACAAUAAAUUUCAGGACAUCAGAAACCCUUUUCAGUGCAUUAUGUAUUUGCUUCAAGAGAUGGAUUAUGAAACGUCCAUCAAUAUAGACAAGACAAUAGACUUAGCUCAGCCUCUGAAUGUGCGCAUGAAUCUUUCUAGUCUAUAUGGUAGCAUCACAGCUGCCAGCCUUGUGUGCCAGGCCGUCGGCAAAAUCUCAACAACAAGGUUCAUGAUCUGCCGUGACUUGCUAAUUCUUCAACACCUUUUGCUGAGGAUGGGCGAUAUGGCUUUCGCAGGAGGAGGACAGCUCCUUCAAUCUCAGCAAGACCUUAUACCUCGCACAUCUCAAAUGCUCUUAUCCUAUUACGUGAUUCGCUGGGGCUGUCAGUGUCUGGCUACUUCUGUGCCUGUAGAUAUACUAGAGUCCAACCUACAGCAUUUGUCGGUUUUGGAACUGUCGGAUUCUCCAGCGUUUACACCAGCACACAAAUACGCUUCCAGUCCACAGACUGUUAUUGAACUCUUCUUUCAAGAUGUGGCAAGAAAACGGUUAUCUCACCUGUUUUCUCAUACGGGUAUCACACAGGCACACAGUCCUCUGAGCUGGACCCAGCUAAUCACCGAUAUUACCAAUUACCUUCUAAAGCAUCUAUGGCCUAGUAACCCUGGCUUCCUUUUUCCGGAGUGUUUGAUGAGAAACUUCCAGUACACCCAACUGCAGGAAUAUGUGCAACUCCUGCAGCCGUGGUGUCAGGUGAACGUGGGCUCAUGCCACUUCAUGAUGGGCCAGUGUUACCUGGUCACCGGUGAAGGCCACAAGGCACUUGAAUGCUUCUGUCAGGCUGCUUCUGAAGUGGAACGAGAAGAAUUUUUGGAGAGGUUAAUUCGUGUAGAGGAUGGUGAACCCACAUCUACUCGUCUCCAGUAUUACAACAGGGUGCUGCGUUUGCUGGAGGACAUCGGGCUACCAGAACUUGUGAUACAGUUGUCUACUUUGGCAAUAACUGAAGCAGCUGAUGACUGGAGGAGUCAGGCUGCGCUAAGGACGCGUAUCUUCAAGCAUCACUUGGAUUUGGGACACAACAGCCAAGCGUACGAUGCAUUGACUCAGAUACCGGAUCCUAGCAGGCAGUUGGACUGUUUGCGGCAACUGGUAGUGGUUCUUUGUGAACGCUUGCAACUUCAAGACCUCGUAGAGUUUCCCUACGUAAACCUGCAUAAUGAGGUUGUGGGUAUUAUUGAAUCUCGAGCUCGUGCAGUUGAUCUGAUGACCCACAAUUACUAUGAGCUGUUGUAUGCUUUUCACAUUUAUCGUCAUAACUACCGGAAAGCUGGCAGUGUGAUGUUCGAAUAUGGGAUGCGCCUUGGAAGAGAAGUUCGAAACAGUGAAGGACUACAGAAGCAAGUUAACGCUUACCUGGCGUGUCUGAACUGUCUGAGGCUCGUCCGUCCAAAAUACGCGUGGAUAGUCCAGCCUGCAUCAGGAGCCGUGUAUGAACGAGCUGGGGCAUCCCCCAAAAGGAACCACGACGGAGAGUCUUCCGUUAUUCCAAAAAGCCGCCAGAUUGAUAUCCUGGAGCUGCAGGAUUUGGAAAAGGAAUACGUCCUUGCCCAGACACGCUUGACACUGGCGGUGCGGGACCCUAGCACAGCAGCUGUCGCCGGGAGCGCGUCCGCUGAGGAAAUUGUAUCACUCCUGGUGCAGGCUGGUCUGUUUGAUACGGCCAUCUCCCUCUGUCAGACCUUUAAACUCUCACUCAUGCCUGUCUUCGAAGGCCUUGCUUACAAAUGCAUAAAGUUACAACACAGCGGAGAAGCAGCACAGGUAGAUGCCUGGCAGUGGUUGGCAACCAACCAGUUGUCAACGAUCGUCUCCACCAAGGAAACCAGCGCAACAGAUGAAUCUUGGCGGCUGCUUACAUCCUAUCUGGAAAAAUAUGAGGCACAGAAUGGCCAGUAUCAUCGCUGUAUCAUCAGCAAGCUGCUGGCGCAUGGACUACCUCUACCCAGCUGGUUAAUUAACAGCUACAAGGCGAUUGAUGCGGCAGAGCUUCUCCGUUUGUAUUUGAAUUACGAUCUCUUGGAGGAGGCAGCAGACCUGGUGUUAGAAUACGUAGAUGCCCUCUUGGGUAAAGGUCACCAGUAUUUUCGAAUUGAAAAACCGCUCAGUGCCACGGCCCCGUUGGUUUGGCUUCCUUACUCUGCAAUAGACAAUCUCCUUCAAGCAUUGGCAGAGAACAAAAAUAAUCAACACAACGCAGAUUUGCUUAACAAACUCAACUUAAAGCUGGAUGACUACUUUGAACAUCUGGAUCGCUCCACAAGUCUGCUGUCCGCUAUCCGCCGGAGCUAGCGCAGGGUGCACGAAAAAGGAUCUCCCGCCAGAAGAGAAGAUCUGAUGAUUCUGUUAUCUCAAUCUUGUUUUUUUUGUAUAAAAUUAAAAAUAAAACCCGAAAUAUUUUCUACGA